GCUCCUGAAUGACCAGUUCACUACAUGACUGAGUACAGAUCUAUGUACGAUUUGGAAGAACUUCUGGGAAAAACAAAAAAGAAACCACUCCUUCUGUGAUCAUAUUCUGUAUAAUCAGGUCCUGAUUUUGAAGGCUUGUCAUUCAGAAUUGCUCUUUCACAGCAGUCCCAAGUAAACAUCAUGGCAUGCAUUUAUGGAAACAUCAUGAAAAUAGACACCACCGGUGCAUCACAGGAAACAGCUAAUCAAGACAGAUUAAACGUAGAUGGUGUUAAAGCCUCUGAAAAACUGGCUGAGACUGAUCUGGACCGGAUGAAGAACUACAAGCGUAUGAUCACCAAAGUUGCUAGAGCAAACCAGAUGGACCCAGCUGUGAUUGCUGCCAUCAUAUCCAGAGAGACCAGAGCCGGAAACGUCCUGAAUAAUGGAUGGUCUGAUCAUGGCUAUGAAUUUGGCCUCAUGCAGAUUGACAGGCGCUUCCACACUCUAGAUCCACGCGUUGCAUGGGACAGUGAGGAGCAUAUCACACAAGCUACAGAGAUACUCAUUAGCUUCAUUAAAGAAAUUAAGGCAAAAUUUCCCAUGUGGUCCCAAGAGCAAUGCUUUAAAGGGGGAAUAUCAGCCUACAAUGCAGGUGUGAGUACCGUCAGUUCAUAUGAGAAUAUCGAUGCCAGAACCACUGGAAAAGACUACUCCAAUGAUGUUGUCGCCAGAGCCCAGUGGUUCAAAAGCAAGGGUUACUGAAGAAGAAAAGCCUUAAAUUAGUAUAAUGAUUACAACCACUCAAGAUUAUAAGUCUUUAU
Molecule: messenger RNA, 803 nt
Organism: Carassius carassius (crucian carp)
Lineage: Eukaryota; Metazoa; Chordata; Actinopteri; Cypriniformes; Cyprinidae
Product: lysozyme g-like
Exons: 6
Coding region: 181-744 (187 amino acids)
Biological process (GO): peptidoglycan catabolic process; defense response to Gram-positive bacterium
Cellular component (GO): extracellular region
Molecular function (GO): lysozyme activity
Source: RefSeq, a predicted model, not a curated record